Molecule: messenger RNA, 3533 nt
Organism: Spirometra erinaceieuropaei
Lineage: Eukaryota; Metazoa; Platyhelminthes; Cestoda; Diphyllobothriidea; Diphyllobothriidae
Source: the annotation of a GenBank genome assembly
AUGGUGCGUUUAAACCAGACUUUAUUUAUAAUCUCUGCUAAUUUUUUAAUAACCCAGAUGAUAUUUGCUGUCAAAUUAAGCGCAUAUACUGUUAGUGACUAAUCACUUAAAAUAUUAACCGAAUUCUGAAAUGCUUUCUCGAUUUGGAAGGAUUACUAAGGUGGGGUUUCGGACACGACAGAUCGUUUGCUUUUGAAUGCACUCCUUUUUGCUGUCGGCAAAAACCGCUUUCAGUAAAAAAACAACUAUUUAAUAAGUAUGCACUUUACUUAUUGAUUUUCUAUGUCCCUAUAACUUCAAAAAUAUUUCGUCAAAAGCACGCACAAAAAUAUUAUUUCUUGCACCGGUUCGGUAGUAUCCUACGUUUUCGUCAAAUUUUGUACUUGAAGGAAGGGUAGCUGACGGUUUUAAAGUGUUUGCAAUUAUGAGACUUGUCAUGACUGUGCAAUAUUUACACGAAUUAAUACCUCUCCUUUAAUACUAUACAUUACAGUCCGAAUCUGCUGCAAUAUUUUAUGAGCCUCUUAUGACUUUAUGAAAAUGGAAUUAAAAAUGCAUGUUUUCUCUUACACGAAAGGUAUACUGACUGAAAACGUAAAACCAAAAUGCAAUUGCAAAUUCAGUUCAGUAUUAAUAGAGGGAUUAAAAAACUUUCUAAAAACCAAAAAUAGGCUGCCCUUUAGUAUGCAUUGUUUUCUUCCAACUGAGUCCAGAAAAUAAUACGUCUUGGACGUUUUCAAUGAAAAAAACCUUUAAAUCUAUGAAGGUGUCGAAAACCAAUAGAGAGAACUACGCCAAUUGAGUAUCCAUUUUUUACCGAUCGCGGUUUUCGUAGGUGGCCAAAAAGAAGUGCCUUUAAAGGUAGCGCUAUGGUGUGUCCGAAAUAUCCGGGGAUCACGUCACAAAAUAAUUUUUCUUACAUAGCCACCUAGGCAAUGCUUCCUAAACGAAUAGGCAGUUCUGAAUUUCGGUCAAAAUUUCGUGAGAUUGGUCACUGACUGCUUACCUGUGGAUGAUGUUCUUUUCCUAGGAUCCAUUCCGCAGUGUCGCCCACCGUGAAAUCAGGUUCAACACCGACUUUCAUCUGAUAUUCCUCAAUGUGUCCUCAAAGGUUACAGUGGAUAUGACAUAUGCGCACAGCGCGGACAAUGCAACCGAUCUAAUUCUCCUUUCCGCCAUCGAAAUGUACAAUGUACCAAGCAAUGUCUCACUGUCCGCUUUGACGAGUCCCAGCCGCCUAUCUUCCAUAUGGGCAAAAGUAGUCCUGGAUGAUAUAGAAAGCUGGGUAAAUGAAGCAGCUUUGCACUUGAAACCAUUGUAUUGCUAUUACUAGGUCCAGAACAUGCCUGUACGCUUUCUGGCUUUCCCUUCUGAAUCAAUGCUCCCACCUAUGCCUAUGUUUGAAUGUACAGCGCUUGUUUUAAAAUACUCAAGUUGGUUUUGAUUUAAAACCAUGGAUGGCUCCAUGGGUUGCGUAAUACUCGACUAUUACAUUGCAGUAACUUCACUGUGAUAAGCGCCAAACCAUAUUUUAAACUGUCGUCUAGCAGAAGGGGGGCGUCAACAAAUUUCUAUCGUAAAUAUUCAACUGAAAACAACGACAGUCUAAUUCACUAUUUAUUUUCUUUUCCUAAGUUCUCAGAAUAUUCCCAUGAUACGUCUUAAAAACACAAAUUGACACACCCCCAUGCGGUGUUUCAUCAUCAGACCCAUGAAGUUAUACAAAGGGUGAAAAUAGGACACGUUGACGGGGUUUAUAAGUGUCCUUAAUGUUGGUAGCACUCAUCGUUCCCAUGCUGCCUGCAUUACGAUGUUGGCCUGUUGUGAUCCUUGGCCCGGGGGGAGAGGGGUUCGGGGCAGACUGUGAGCGAUGUUUGUUGGUCGAGAACGGGGAACACUAUUGGCUGUCAUUUUGGGAUAAAAGGGGACGCUGCAUUGCGCUCUUUCGCCCUCCCUCAGCAGGAGGAUUUUGGCUCGAAUUGUGACUUUGUCAAUGUCUUAAGUUAAGGCGUAUUUUUUCAAAGAUAACGAAGAUGUUGCAUACUUCCUUUUUGUUAUUCCCCACCAGGCUGACCGUUUUUUAACAUCACCUUGUCUUUCGUGUGCGCAAAGAUUUAAAGACCUAGACGCUUGCACUAGAAGAGCGUUUUGCGAGCAUACGCGUGCUUUCAAUAAAUUCUCACCAGGCCAGUUCAUUAAUAUGGGAACGAGGUACAAACUGAAACGUGUGAGCGAUAAGAGGAAUCGAUUAAGGUUCGUUCUUUCAUACAAAUGGGGUAUGUGGACAGAGUGGGGAAGGGAUGGGAGAGAAGAGGCAGUCAGUGGCAUUGAGGGUUAGGUUGAGUCGUGCCACAGGGGAGGAGGGAAGGGGGCGGGGGCGCGGAGACCUGCAUACAGCUAACCGAUGCUUGACCACGGCAGACGCGGAGCGUGCAAGAGAUUCAUCUGCGCGCACAGGACCGGCCCCUGUAGCCUGCUGGCAGUCGCUUCUGCUAUCGCUGAUCGGCGUUGACCCAGUCGCUUAGGUUAUUUAGAUGGGACCUUGUAAAUCACACGGAAGGCUUCGUUGGGAUCAACACGGUGGCCAGAAUCAACCAUGUGUGCGAGGAUGAAGUUGUUUAUGUUCUUAAAUUCACCUUUCCUCAGCCAUGCCAACAGGUGUUCUCGUAUUCUUGUGGAUAGGCGCCGACUCGUACGACCAAUGUAGCCUGUCCCAGAGAAGCAAGUAAAGGAGCAAAUGCAGAUGGAGGCGGCCUGAACUGAUAGCCUGUUCUUACCUUCCCGGUGUGUAAGAUGGGGUUGGUCGAAAACAAUGCUUGAACUCUUGCUGCCGAGAAGGUCCGUGAAACGGCUUCGUCAAGGUGCUUUAUCAGGACCUUACUUGCCGCGUCCCCUUGAAAGGGGACGUUGAGGAACAGAGUUUUCUUUUCUGCUACCGGUAUGAUGCGUUCUGCCGGUCGUUCGGCAAGAUUACUUACAAUGCAUCUGCCAGGAUAUUCGUCCUCGUCCUGCAUUCUUUUAAGUUGCUCAUCAACGCUAUGCGCCGAACAGAUGUUUCUAGUCCUUUGCGCAGAACAGCGGACUAGAUAACAAUUCUUUUGAAGGGGUACGGAACUGUAGAAGUUCGUAUUUUGCUCAGACCAGGUAUUCUUUCGAAUGCUGCCUUCAGCUCUUCUGCUUAGGCGAGAGUCCAGAAAAGGCAGAGGGUCUGACCCUUCAACAUCCAACGUACACCUGAUGGACGAAGGUGCUUGAUUUACAGCAUCCAAGAGGGUGGUUAUGUUGGUUUCUCUGGUGGAAAUUUUAAAUGAAGGGAUUUAUUAACUUUGGGCCUCCAAACCACCUAUAAAGAAAAUGUCUCGUUAAGGAAAUUAUUUCACAAAAUAGUAAAAUUUUAUUUGAGUUUCAGCAAGGACUUUGCCUGCUCCGGUAACUUAUCUUCUUGAAUCGUGCUUUCUAAUGCAUUUUUGAACUUCAUUUAAAUGACCAAAUUAAAGAAUAAAGUAUUAUUCUUGCUGAUGUAGUCUACUUGA